Klebsormidium nitens is the source of this 810-nucleotide messenger RNA. NCBI's taxonomy places the organism in Eukaryota, Viridiplantae, Streptophyta, Klebsormidiophyceae, Klebsormidiales, Klebsormidiaceae. The record is from the annotation of a GenBank genome assembly.
AUGGCGGCGCCACGCGGGACGUCCUUCUCUCUCGCUCCCAUGGACGAGCAAAGGUCUGCGAGAGCUGAGUCGGAGGGCAAGGCUACAAUAAGACUGAAGCAAAGGCUUCUGCGCGCGGAGAUGCUGAUCAGGAUGAUAACGAGGCUUAGGCUCGCCAACGGGCAGUUGCAAGGGACGGGCAGAGAGGAGGUUCUCGUGGUGGGGUUCGAGCAGAAGGGUGACGUCGCCAUAGUCAUUUUGGGGGAGACGACAGGUUACACCAGGAAGUGCGAUGAGGACCUCAGCUGCAAACUUAUGCCUGCCCUCAUGGACUGCCUUCCCAAGGUGUUCCACAGGUUUCAUUCAAGUCUUUCGCCAAGUGAGGAGAUCAGCAUGACAGAGAGCUUCAACAGGCUGAUUCGGUUGGGGAGGGUGGGGUACUCAGUCUUGGGCAUCACUGAUGCGCUUCGUCAGGUGCUGCUCGCGGGCAAGAAGCCGGGGCCGCCGGGGUCGUUGCUGGAGGCUGUCGCACACGAAAUUGCUCCACUCCUGGCAGCAGCGACCGGCAUUCCUUCGCGCGCGCAUGAGUGGGAGGCCGUUGAAGAGGGCUGCGAGGAGCCCGUCACGUUCCCGCGUGCCACCCGGAGGUGCAGCUCGCUGCGGAUUGCGCGCCUCGAGAAGCUGUCAGUCGGUGUGGGCGUACAAGUUGAGGAGAAGACGGGGGUACGUGUCACACCCGCGACGGUCUCUAUUUUCCGCAAGCAGAUGUGGAUGGUCGGUUUGGCCAAUCCAAACCUUGAGCUGGCGGCUUCCACCAUGGUUGACGAGUAG